Messenger RNA from Nicotiana tabacum (common tobacco), 324 nucleotides. The record is from RefSeq and is a predicted model, not a curated record. Lineage: Eukaryota; Viridiplantae; Streptophyta; Magnoliopsida; Solanales; Solanaceae.
AUGAGUGUUGGUGGUUUGCUAGGUACCGGUGUACAUGGCAGCUCUCUUUGGGGCCUGGGAAGUGCAGUGAAUAACUAUGUAGUUGAGCUUCGGAUCGUCACACCAGCUACAGAAGAAGAAGGCUAUGCAAAAGUCCGGACCCUUGACACUGCUAAUCCUGAGUUCUAUGCAGCUAAAUUGUCACUUGGAGUUCUUGGAGUCAUUUCACAGGUUACUUUCAAGUUACAACCAAUGUUCAAACGCAAUAUCACAUUUGUAGAAAAGAGUGAUUCAAACUUGGGAGGUCGUCACCCAAGGAAGAAAACAUGAAUUCGCAGAUUUCUC